This is a messenger RNA of Clonostachys rhizophaga, 2961 nucleotides long. NCBI's taxonomy places the organism in Eukaryota, Fungi, Ascomycota, Sordariomycetes, Hypocreales, Bionectriaceae. The record is from the annotation of a GenBank genome assembly.
AUGUUGCUCCACGGUGCCGAGGUGACUCCCCCGGAGACUGCCCCUGCCUCGCCUCCAGCAGAGCAGGAACAGCGUCGGCCUCUUGUGCCUCCUAGCGCGAGGAGAAUUGUUUUCGGUCGAACUUCGUCCGAGAGCUCCUCUUCCGAGUCAGACCCCGAUCUGCCUUACGACCCAGGAUACGGCCGAGAUGCCGACUGGCAAAAGACCAUUGCCAAGGUUGCCGACAGCGUCGUCUCCAUCCAUUACACUCGGCCCUUGUCCUUUGACACAGAUUCGACCCACACGAGCCAGGCCACAGGCUUCAUCGUCGAUGCCGAACGAGGAUAUGUCCUGACCAAUCGUCACGUCGUGGGUUCCGGACCCUUCUGGGGUCACAUUAUCUUCAACAACAAGGAGGAGGCAGACGCUCGCCCUAUCUAUCGCGACCCGAUCCACGAUUUUGGGAUCUUGCGUUUUGAUCCCAAGACAGUCAAGUACAUGAAGCUGGCAGCUCUAGACCUCCACCCGGAGAGGGCCAGAGUUGGCGUUGAAAUAAAGGUGAUUGGCAACGACGGGGGGGAGACCCUCGGGAUCCUCUCCGGCUUCAUCAGCCGCCUCGAUCGGAACGCCCCCAACUACCAAGGUUUUUACCAAGACUUCAAUACUGCCUACUACCAGGCGAAUGCGGCAGCAAGCGGGGGAAGUUCUGGAAGUCCCGUUGUCAACGUCAAUGGUCAAGUCAUUGCGCUGCAGGCAGGUAGUCGCUCCGACGGCGCUUCGACAGACUACUUCUUGCCCCUUCACGAGCCCCUGCGUGCUCUGGGCGAACUCCAAGCGGGAAGAAUCCCCAAGAGAGGCGAUAUCCAAACCUGCUUUAGGCUCCAGACAUUCGACGAGUGUCGCCGCUUGGGACUAACUGCAGAUUGGGAGUCCCAUGUGCGAGAGCAGUUCCCCAAGCAGACGAGCAUGCUCUUUGUGCGAGACGCGCUGCCUGAAGGCCCCGCAGAUGAAAAGCUCAAAGAGGGCGACAUACUUCUCAAGAUCAACGGCACCCUCGUGGUGGAUUUCCUAGUGCUUGACAAUACGCUCAACGACAACGUUGGCAAGGUGGUCAAGUUCCAUGUGCUGCGUGCUGGAAAAGAGGUGCAUGAGGAGAUUGUCGUUGACGACUUGGAGAAAACGACACCCACCCGCUUCCUCUCCGUCGCCGGAGGAUGCUUCCACGACCUGUCGUACCUGAUGGCACACAGAUAUGUGGUCCGAUGCAAGGGCGUCUACGUCAGCGAGACCGGGCUCGUCAAUAUUGGCGGUAGAAAUGGCUGGUUAAUCGAGCGCAUGGCCAACAAGCCGACUCCCGACUUGGACACAUUUGUUUCUGUGAUGAAGAAGAUCCCUGAUCGAACACGGGUCCCUAUUGCAUUCCGAGAUCUUGGUGAAAUGAACAGACUGAGAACUAACGUAAUCACAGUCAACAGGCAUUGGGCCGCCAAGAUGAAGAUGGUCACCCGCAACGAUACAACAGGAACAUGGGACUUUGAGACCAUUGCGGAAGCUCUCCCACCGGCGCCUCCCGUGCCUUGCCGAGCAUCAUUCCCCAUGCCAGAGUAUGUGCCUAACCAGUUGAUUGCCAAUAUGGCGCGAAGUUGGGUUCAAGUUACAUCAAUCCUCCCCUUCUACGUUGAUGCUGUCAUCGGCCACAGAAACACGGGCAUGGGUUUAGUGAUUGACGCCGCCCAAGGCCUUGUCUUGAUUUCGCGUGCCUUGGUCCCGCACAUCAUGUGCGAUUUGGAAAUUGUCGUUGCGCAAUCUAUCAUGGUUGAGGGCAAGGUGCGCUUCGUCCACCCGUCACAUAAUUACUGUGUUGUCCAGUACGACGCCAAGCUCGUGGAUGCGCCAGUUCUCAGUGCGGUCUUCAGCAACGAGAAGAUUACUCAAGGCCAUCCCACCUACUUUGUAGGGCAUAAUGAAAGCCAAAAGAUGUUGUAUUCGUCAACUACAGUGACAAGAAGGCACCUGUCCUCGCUCCAUCCGACUAAGAGUCCCCGGUACAGGCCUAUCAAUGUCGACUUCAUUGGUGUCGAAUCCCGCCUCGGUAAAACUAGCACCAGUGGCGUCCUACUGUCAGACAAGGGCGAGGUCCAAGCAGUGUGGUUAACCUGGGAUAUGGAUACCGGGUGCUACCCUUUUGGCAUCGGCGCGGACAUCAUGACGCCAGUGAUCGACCUCAUCCGUCGAGGCCAUAUCCCCUCUCUCCGUAUCAUCCCCGCCGAGUUUGAGGUCAUCACCAUGUACAAUGCCCGUAUCUACGGCGUGCCCUCUGAGUGGAUUGAGAGGGUCGAGGCUCUCAACGGCCCUCAUCAGCUGUUCGGCGCCAAGAGAGUGAUUGGCGUCAGCGAUCCCUGUAUCCAUGAGGCGGACAUUUUGCUCACCAUGAAUGGUGAAUUGAUUACACAGGCCAACCAACUCGACAUGGCACACUGGCACACCGGAAUUGACGUGGAGGUUGUCAGAAACGGCGAGUAUAUGAGCUUCCGGAUUAGCACGCUUGCGGCGGAAGACCUAGAGACGAGCCACUUCGUUAGUUUCUGUGGAAUGAUGGUCCAGAAGCCGCAGCUGGCUGUCAGGCAGGUUCUCAGACAGAUUCCAAGCGAGAUCUUCGUUGCAACUAAGUAUUACGGAUCUCCAUCUUGCUUCUACGGCAUGCAGACCGCCAAUUUUAUCACCCACAUCAACGAGGAGAAGAUAACCUCCCUUGAGAAGAUCCUUGAAGUGAUCAAUGCCAUUCCCGACAACACAUACUUCCAGAUCCGCGCCGUUUCCUGGCAUGAAAUUCCGUUUGUCAUCACCAUGAAGAAGAACGAACUCUACUACCCGACGUGGGAGUGGCUCAGGGACCCUGCCGCCCCUGGCGGCUGGAUGCGCAAGACGUAUGAAAAUGGCAAGGUUACUAUCGGCGAGGGCCAUGGCGGGAUAGUGGUUUAG